AAUCCAAUUUAUUUUCCUACCGACAGUCCCCCCCCCCUGUUCCUUCCAGAUCGACCAGUAACGGAAGGGCUUCCAAUCGAGCCGAGACAGCCGACACCGUUUGGUCAAGAGAGUAUCCCCGAGACCGAUGCCAGGGACGAAUCCAGAAAUGACGAUACCGGCCUCAGCACCGGGUGAAACCGCCCCACUAUCAGCGAACACCACCCCGGUCGACCCCCCAAGCACGGUGAAUCCAGUGAUCAUGGAUAACUCCAGACGGGAGAGUAUCGCCAAUCGGAAUCAGGAUCCGGUCACCGUCGCUCUCAAACAGUUCGUGAACGAUGACCGCCACUUCAGUCUACUCAGGAACUUUCGACUAGCGGACUUGAUCACGAUCUUCAACGGCGUAUGCGGCUCACUCUCGAUAUUUUCCUCGGCGUAUUUCCUGAUCACGUUAGAUCUGGAGCACCUAAAGCGGGCGUGUUUAUUACCGAUCUUCUCGCUAGGAUUUGAUUUUCUGGAUGGCAAGGUAGCGCGGUUCAGGGGGGAGUCCUCGGUGCUAGGACAGGAGUUAGACUCGCUAGCGGAUCUGAUCUCGUUCGGUGUUGCACCCGCGCUCGUCGGCUUCACGAUCGGUCUACGCCACCCCACCGAUGUCCUGAUCCUGACCUUCUUCGUCUGUGCCGGUCUAACCAGGCUGGCCAGGUUCAACUCCACCGCUGCUUUCAAUCAACGGAUCAGAGCAAUCGACGAGCCGCCCCAGAAAACUGGGGCUAAGAACGCCUCAAACUCCUUCGAAGGUCUCCCGAUCCCCACCAGUCUGUCGUUGGUCGCCGCCAUGUAUGAGUCUAUCAGACGCGCCCAGAUCCAACUCCCGCUCAUCUAUCAACAUCUUCUAUCCGAUCACAACUCUGCCCUCUCUAUCAAUCCUGAAAAUUCUCUCUGGCUCAAAAACGUUCAUCUUAAUGGUAAUCAACUCCUGGGCGGCCUCGUCAAAAACUCAUUUGGCAUUCAGGUUCACUGGUUCAGUUUCGCAUUUGCUGGAUGGGGUUUCUUGAUGCUUUCCAAAACUUUCAAAGUUCCCAAAAUUUAAUCUUUAUCUUUCACACAUUGCCACCAACUCGUGACUUGAGAAAAUUUAUUCUUUUAUAUUCUACUGUAAAGAAAAGCUCCAGAAAUUAUUAUUCAGUGACCAAAAAAAAAAAAAGAAGAAGAAAACAUACAAGUGAACUGUUUUUAUGGUCUCAAUUUUCAUCAAUGUGGUGCUAUGAGUUUUUCUCAUUAUCAUUUCUCUCUCUCCCUAUUCCCCUCCAAGUUUUUGAUCUGUAUAAUUUGAAUUAGUCAAGCCAGUUUUCCUAUUAGAUAUAUUCCUCUUCCCCUUUCUCUUUCCCCUUCUCUUUCUUGCUCUGUCAAGAAAAAAAAAGAGAAGUGUUUUGCAGUCUCAAAUAGGUCAUUUCUUAUGUUAUUUUUAAAGAAAUAUAUACCUAUGAAAUAUAGGUAUAGCAUAUAGUGCACACAGAUAUAUACAUGUUUGCAUCUACAACAUCUUUCUUAAGCUGUGAUAUUUCAUUUGUUAAUCUCACUCCACAAAACAACACAUUCAAAUCCAAUUUAGCCAAAUCCUGCUUUGG
Messenger RNA from Puccinia graminis f. sp. tritici CRL 75-36-700-3, 1610 nucleotides. RefSeq lists its product as uncharacterized. The transcript has 5 exons. Gene Ontology annotation, cellular component: membrane. Gene Ontology annotation, biological process: phospholipid biosynthetic process. Gene Ontology annotation, molecular function: phosphotransferase activity, for other substituted phosphate groups. Lineage: Eukaryota; Fungi; Basidiomycota; Pucciniomycetes; Pucciniales; Pucciniaceae. The coding region runs from base 128 to 1072 and encodes 314 amino acids. The record is from RefSeq and is a predicted model, not a curated record.